AAUAGUACACUGUUUUAAAUGUUGAAAAUAAGUCCUUAUGGCAUUUUGAUUUAUCUCUGUGAACAUAGGGGUAGUCUAUUUUGAACUGUCUUGACCUCUGAUGGUUUCAUUUUGGAGGCAGGGAACAAUGUGGUAUUUGAAAAAAAAAAUACAGCCAAGAAUUUCUAAAAAUUUGUAAUUUUGCUCAUACAUAAAAUAAUUUUAUUUAAUCAUUGUAUACACAGAAAAUACACCUAUUGCUGUAGGAUUUUUAUAUACAUGAUUCAAAUGUUAUACUCUCCUGCCUCUUGUACACCUGUAGAACUUUAAGGCAAGGAAAAAAAUCUUAGUGAUCUCCUUACUUAAGGAUAAAUUAAGGUGUUUUACAUGGCAGCUUUCUAAAACUUUAACGAUAUAACCUCAUCUUUGUGCAAUAUAACCCAAUUUAUUAAACACUCCGAAAUAAAAAUGAGACAAAUUUUUUAUAGAAUUGAUACUUUUUGGUGAUACUUAGAAUUUUAUGUUUGAAAGGGAAAUACACAUAUGUAAUUAUAAGGAAUAUGCUUAGUGAUAGUAUUUGCCAUUAGGUUCCAAGUCUGAUUAUCUUAAAUAUAGGAUACAUCACUUGAAAUGAAAUGGAAUCCUUGCUUUCAGAACUAGCUUAAAGCUAGUGUGACUUUAUUAAUCAUUAAGGAAGAAAAUCAAUUGUACAUUUAUAAGUAAAUGAUAUUCUGAAAGGAACAAUUUGCUAAAUGUUUGUAUGUGAUUGAUCUUAUCUCUACCAUAUUUAGGAAGCAGUCAUGUUUCUUGAGUCCUCAAAACUAUGAGACAAGAGACUGUAGUAGAGUGAGGCCAGAAGUCCUUACUGGCUCAAAGAACUCGAGGGAAACUGGGAUAAAACAUUUUACAUUAUAAGUAGAACCCCGGGAGCCAGAGGUGAAACACAAGUUUAUCUGCAGAGCUCCGCUGCAGGGCUGAGCUGGGUCUGGAAGAAAUGGAUGAGAGCCACUGGAUGAAAUUCACUAAUACUAGACACCUGAGUCUUCUAGUAAUGUAUAAAUAUCCCAACUAUUGUCUGUUGUCAUCAUGUUCUUUUUUUUCCUUUUUCUUCUUUUAUAACCUACAUUUUAAUUGGAACAUUAGUGCUACAGUUUUGUUCUUUUGCUCGCUUCUAUCACUUCCCCUGUGGCUUGUCACCCUUACUGUGUCUUAUUCUCCAUUAUCUUUGAUUUAUUUCCUUUCACGUAGCCCUUCCUUUACUUAUUCUUCUCACAUAAAGCAUCUAAUCAAGGUUUUUAUUUUCCUUUGUGAUGAGAUUUGCACACCUAGUUCUAAGGCCUAUUUUCCAUUGCAUUUUUUUUCUCACAACAACUGACUUUCGCUUAAACAUAUUUAAACUCUUUUAAAACCAUUUUUUUUACAGAUAUCUGUGAAUGAACUUUGCUAAGUAUGGAAUCAGGUGGUGGAAGUCUUGGAUUGCACACAUCAGACUGUAGAAUGGCCCAUACCAUGAUUAUGCAGGAUUUUGUGGCUGGAAUGGCUGGUACUGCACAUAUCGAUGGAGACCAUAUUGUUGUUUCAGUUCCUGAGGCUGUAUUAGUUUCCGAUGUUGUCACAGAUGAUGGGAUAACCCUUGAUCAUGGCCUUGCAGCUGAAGUUGUUCAUGGACCCGAUAUCAUCACUGAGACUGAUGUAGUAACAGAAGGUGUAAUUGUUCCUGAAGCUGUACUUGAAGCUGAUGUUGCUAUUGAAGACGAUUUAGAGGAAGAUGAUAGUGAUCAUAUAUUGACUUCUGAGCUAAUUACAGAAACUGUUAGAGUACCUGAGCAGGUGUUUGUGGCUGACCUUGUUACUGGUCCUGAUGGACACUUAGAACAUGUGGUCCAAGAUUGUGUUUCAGGAGUUGACUCUCCCACAAUGGUAUCAGAGGAGGUUCUUGUAACUAAUUCAGAUACAGAAACUGUGAUUCAAGCAGCUGGUGGUGUUCCUGGUUCUUCAGUUACUAUUAAAACCGAAGAUGAUGAUGAUGAUGAUGAUGAUGAUGAUGAUGUCAAGAGCACUUCUGAAGACUACUUAAUGAUAUCUUUGGAUGAUGUUGGGGAAAAAUUAGAACAUAUGGGGAACACACCAUUAAAAAUCGGCAGUGAUGGUUCACAGGAAGAUGUUAAAGAAGAUGCAUUUGGUUCAGAAGUAAUAAAAGUGUAUAUAUUUAAAGCUGAGGCUGAAGAUGAUGUUGAAAUAGGUGGAACAGAAAUUGUCACAGAGAGUGAGUACACCAAUGGACAUUCUGUAGCUGGAGUGCUUGACCAGAGCCGAAUGCAGCGGGAGAAGAUGGUUUACAUGGCAGUUAAAGAUUCUUCUCAAGAAGAAGAUGAUAUUAGUUGCGCUGAAAUAGCAGAUGAAGUUUACAUGGAAGUCAUUGUAGGGGAAGAGGAAGGAACUUCUCUCCCUGAGACUCAGCUUGAGGACUCUGAUGUUAAUAAAACAAUUGUCCCUGUUGUCUGGGCUGCGGCAUAUGGAGAUGAAAGAAGAGUUUCCCGGAGGUAUGAAGAUUGUCAAGCAUCAGGAAAUACCUUGGACUCAACAUUAGAAAGCAGAAGUAGUACAGCAGCACAGUACCUUCAAAUUUGUGAUACCAUUAAUACAAAUAAAGUACUUAAACAAAAAGCUAAGAAGAGGAGAAGGGGAGAAACCAGGCAGUGGCAAACAGCUGUUAUAAUAGGCCCUGAUGGACAGCCCCUGACAGUAUACCCUUGCCAUAUUUGCACAAAAAAGUUUAAAUCCAGGGGAUUCUUGAAAAGACACAUGAAGAAUCAUCCUGAUCAUUUGAUGAGAAAAAAAUACCAAUGUACAGAUUGUGACUUUACAACUAACAAGAAAGUGAGUUUCCAUAACCACUUGGAAAGCCAUAAGCUUAUAAACAAAGUUGACAAAACCCAUGAAUUUACAGAAUACACACGAAGAUACAGAGAGGCUAGUCCACUGAGUUCAAAUAAACUUAUAUUAAGAGACAAGGAGCCGAAGAUGCACAAGUGCAAAUACUGUGACUAUGAAACAGCAGAACAAGGACUGUUAAACAGACAUUUACUGGCUGUUCACAGCAAGAAUUUUCCUCAUGUUUGUGUUGAGUGUGGGAAGGGCUUUCGACAUCCUUCUGAACUCAAGAAACAUAUGAGAACCCAUACUGGUGAGAAGCCAUAUCAAUGUCAGUAUUGUGUCUUCAGGUGUGCAGAUCAGUCAAAUCUGAAAACUCACAUUAAGUCUAAGCAUGGUAACAAUUUACCAUAUAAAUGUGAGCAUUGUCCUCAAGCAUUUGGUGAUGAGAGGGAGCUUCAACGCCAUCUGGAUUUGUUUCAAGGACAUAAGACACACCAGUGUCCUCAUUGUGACCAUAAGAGUACCAACUCAAGUGACCUUAAGCGGCACAUCAUAUCUGUCCAUACUAAGGAUUUUCCUCACAAAUGUGAGGUCUGUGAAAAAGGUUUCCAUCGUCCUUCUGAGCUCAAAAAGCAUAGUGAUAUACAUAAGGGUAGGAAGAUUCAUCAGUGUAGGCACUGUGACUUUAAAACAUCAGAUCCAUUUAUCCUUAGUGGUCAUAUUCUUUCAGUUCAUACUAAGGAUCAGUCAUUGAAGUGUAAAAGGUGCAAGAGAGGGUUCAGACAACAAAAUGAGCUCAAAAAACAUAUGAAGACCCACACUGGAAGAAAGAUCUACCAAUGCGAGUAUUGUGAAUAUAGCACUACAGAUGCAUCUGGCUUUAAACGACAUGUGAUAUCAAUACAUACAAAAGACUACCCACACAGGUGUGAAUUCUGCAAGAAGGGAUUCCGAAGACCAUCAGAAAAAAAUCAGCAUAUUAUGAGGCACCACAAGGAGGCUCUUAUGUAAUAAGAUCAAUAUAAAGCUAUUUCAAAAAUAGGAUAUGCUACAUGGGAGGAAAAUUUCAUGAACUGUUUCAUCUAGUUCCAAAGCUUGAUAGUAAAUCAUAACUUUACAUUCUUUGUAUUAGAGAUCUUGAAAUAUUUCAAUUGACAGGGGAUUUCAUUGCCCUUUGAAAAUUACUUAAAGAAUUUAAAAAGCACCAUAGAAUGGUUGCAGAAAAACUCUUAAGUGUCUAUUUAAUAGUAUUAUAUGCAUAAUUAAACUACAGAAGGGCAAAGCAAAGACAAUAACUUUAUUUGGCUGAUCAUACUAGAGAUAAAUGUUUCUGAAAAGAUCAUAUUUAGUUGAGUUUAGCAAUGUUUUGCUGUGGCAAGCAAGUCUCACUUUUAUGUGAUUUUAGAAAUGAGGUGGGGCAAGAAAAUACAGUCAUCCAUCAGUCACUUAGUCAUUGAGCCUUUUUUAUGGCAACUGAAAAUUGAUUUCCAGAAAUGACAAAAGUUUUGUGUAUUCAUUAAAAGAAAUUUCGCUGGAAAACAGCUUAUACUAAUUCAAUACUAUUAAAGAGAUUUUCAGAGCUGCUAAGAUUUUAUUACAAGAUGGGAUAUUUAAAAUACAGCAUUCUUUGGAAGUCUAAAAUGAAAUCUAAGAUUAAAGUUCCCUUUUUUCUGAUGUUCAAGUUGAUUUUUCAGUAUGGCAUAUAUGACAAAAGUAUAUUUGAGUCAGAUGUGGCUUUCUAAAACAGAUGCAACAGUAGUGUUGCAAAUAAAGUUAGCACUAUUUCUUUACGAUCUAAAGAUUAAAUUGAGAGAACACAGUUUUCUUAAAUAUGAUGUUUAGAAGUUUCUUUUUAGGGCAGUCUCAGCAAGUAUGAUUAGAUAGUCUUACUUGCUUUAAUGGUUAAAGGUGCAAUUUUAUGCCAUUAUUGAAAAUUUUUAUUUUUAAAAUCUAUAUGCCAUAUUAUUAACAUGCAUUUUCAAUGUGAGGCAGCAUAAAUGCAGUAUUUAACAAAACUGUGUUGCCAAUAGAGUUUGGAGGUGGAUAUUCAGUUUACAGUGUAUAAAUUUAAAAUAUGCAUCCUUUUAACAACGCUUUGUGUUAGCAUGCUGCAACUCAAAAUGGCGCUUAAUAUAAAAAGCUGGUUUAGGGAAAUUUAAUGAAAAUCCUGUUCAUAAUUGUAAUGCAUAUGAUGUGUACUUUUAAGUUAUAGUUGCUUCAUGUUUACAAUCAGCUGUUCAACAUAAUUAAAAUGUAAUUUUACUUUAUACUAUAUUGUGGUUUUGUGUUUGAAGUAAUGUUCACCUUUCUGUUUUUGCACCAGAUAAGAAUCUGUUCUUGAGAAUAAAUUUUUUAUCUUUCUUAACUUCAGAAUAUUAAAUUUGGAAAAUUUUAAAUAGUGUGUUAUGUGGCUGUAAAUGAUGUACACGCUGUAAAAUAAGAUUGUCAUUGUUAUGUGGGAUUAUUAUUUCUAAAUGUUACUCAUUGAAAUGAGCAUACAAUAAAAAGCAUUUAUUGCACUUCAAGGUUUUAUGAAUUUAUUUAAAGUUUGUUGUAAUGUUCACUCUUUGUUAAAAGACUUUUUACUUAAAAUUGCUUGUAAGUAAUUUGGUCCACAAUUUAAUGUCUUGUAGAUUUUGUGCAUUAACAACAUGAGCUAGGAACUUAAACAAUUAUGAUGACUAUGGCAUGAUUAUUCCUCAAAAUGUAUAUUUCUGCUAAAACCAUGAUGAAAUACUGUAAAGGUGCUCAUCUUAAGAUUUGGGAUUUAGUAUUAUAGAGAAAACUAAAAAAUCCUAACCUAAGUAACACAGUCCUGAGAAAAGGAAUCUAAUUAUGUUCCAAAUAGACCAAUAUACAUUCAAAAGGAGAAGCAUUAAAUCAAGUAUUUGGGAAAGAUUUCUGUAAGUGAGUGUAAAAAUAACCUGCUAUAUUCAUACCAGUCAACAUUCAAUAGAAUUCAUGUACCUAGAUAUAUAGCCCUGUUGCUUAAAAUUGUCAGUUGGGUUAAUUAUUCUUUAAUGAUCGCUAACAGUAAAAGAAGUCUUUUAGCCUUUGUAUGUCAGACCAAUGCUUUUUUUAAAAAAAAAAUUUUUAAUUUAUUUAUUUAUGAUAGUCACAGAGAGAGAGAGAGAUAGAGAGAGAGAGAGGCAGAGACACAGGCAGAGGGAGAAGCAGGCUCCAUGCACUGGGAGCCCGAUGUGGGAUUCGAUCCCGGGUCUCCAGGAUCGCGCCCUGGGCCAAAGGCAGGCGCCAAACCGCUGCGCCACCCAGGGAUCCCUAGACCAGUGCUUUUUAAGCUUUAAGGUCUGUGGAGUUCACCUAGGGAUCUUGUUAAAAUACAUUUUCUGAUUUAGUAUGUGUGAGAUGGGGCCUACAAUUCUGCAUUUCUAGUAAGCUCCCACGUGUUACUACCAUAGGGUUAACGUGUUAGACAGAAAUACCCCAGUGUAAUUCUGGUAUGCUUUGGCAACUUCGCUUAAACAGAUAUCUAUACCUAAGUGGAUGGGGCAAUCUGUACUGAAGACAUGGGUAACAUUAGUGACAAGAAGGAACCAGUCAUAUGUGGAAGAGCAGAAAAGCAUGCAAAUACAAAUACAAAUAACCUCAGAUGGAACAAGCUUUGGCAGGACCAUGGUGAAAGAGACUGACUGAUAGAUGAGAAUUUGAAAUGGGAAAUCAGAGGAGUUUAAGGAAGGGAAUAAUAUGAUAUGAUUUACAUUUUGAAGAUCAUUCUGGAGGUUACAUGAGGAAUGCAUUGUAGAGAAGCUGAGAGAAGCAGAGAGCCAUGUGAAGAGAUUAUUCCAGUUAUUCAUAGUUAUAGUGUACCUGGAGAAAAACAGAUGGAUUUUCUUUUAUUUAUAUUGGAUCUAGAGGGGCACGUGGAUGGCUCAGUCAGCUGAGCAUCUGAUUCUUAGGUUUUGGCUCAGGUCAUGAUCUCAUGGGUUUUGAGACUAGCCUGCCCAUAGGGCUCUGUGCUCAGUGCAGAGUCUGCUUAAAGAUUCUCCCCUCUGCCCCUUCCCCAACUUGGACAUGCACAUGGUAUUUCUCUCUCUCUCUCUCUCUCUCUCUCAAAUAAAUCUUUAAAAAAAUAAAUUGGGUCUAGAAAACCUCAGCUAAGAUAAAACAGGUAAGAAUUCAGCCCAUGUUACAAACAAUAGAUUGUCUUAAAAAAUACAGAUUUUACCAGCAGGUCAAAGUGCCUUCACAAGGAGGAGAAACAAUUUAGGAAUUGCUAAAAAAAUCAUUUUUCCUAAACAGUUCACAAUCAUUAUGUGGAGAUGUAUUUGUCUGAUUGUCACUUCUAAAUGGCCUAUGCCAUGAUAUAGAGGAAAGUACUGGAAUUGUUACUCAGAUAGGGCUCUCCAAUUCAUGUCUCAUAGAGGACAACUACCAGUUGAACCUUGAAUUGCCCUUAAAGAUAUGUAUGGCAUAUAUGUGAUAUGAUAGGUAACUUUUAUUGCAGAAAAAUUUCAACCAUAUAAAAAAAUAAAAUAUAGUGAAGCCCUAUAUAGCUAUCACCCACCUUCAAUAAUCAUGGCAAAUUUUGACUCAUUUACAUUCUUCCUCACUCUUCCCUUCACCCACCUACCUCUGAUUGGUUUAAUCCGAAGAUUCCCCUUCUCCCAGUGGUUUAAUUUGAAGUAAAUCCCUGAAACUUUUUAAAAAAGUUUUUAAGGAAGAUACAGCACAAUUCUUAAAUAUGCCUACUUCCAGGAAAAA
Messenger RNA from Nyctereutes procyonoides (raccoon dog), 7578 nucleotides. RefSeq names its product zinc finger protein 711 (gene ZNF711). Lineage: Eukaryota; Metazoa; Chordata; Mammalia; Carnivora; Canidae. The record is from RefSeq and is a predicted model, not a curated record. Gene Ontology annotation, cellular component: nucleus. The transcript has 8 exons. The coding region runs from base 1429 to 3867 and encodes 812 amino acids. Gene Ontology annotation, molecular function: DNA-binding transcription factor activity, RNA polymerase II-specific; metal ion binding; RNA polymerase II transcription regulatory region sequence-specific DNA binding. Gene Ontology annotation, biological process: regulation of transcription by RNA polymerase II.